AUGGCACAGUCGUUGAAGGUGGCGGUGAUCGGAGCCGGGGUUUCUGGGCUUGCUGUUGCUCGUGAACUUCAAAGAGAAGGCCACCGAGUCGUAGUGUAUGAAACACAAAAUCGACUCGGUGGAACAUGGAUGUAUGACCCCCGAGUCGACACCGAUCCACUCGGACUCGAUCCUAAUAGAGAGAUUGUUCAUAGUAGCAUCUAUUUCUCACUUCGCACCAACUCACCCAGACACCUUACGGGCUUCUCAGACUACCUAUUUACCUCUAAGCAAUAUGGGGAUUCUAGGAAUUUUCCUGGACAUGAAGAAGUGCUAAAGUUUUUGGAUGACUUUGCUAAAGACUUUGGACUCGUUGAGUUGAUACGGUUCAAUACUGAAGUGGUCCGAGUUGAGCGGGUCGACUCGAGGAACGACGAGUGGGUUGUUGAGUCAAGAACGAGUGGACUGAGUACGGAGGACAUAUUUGAGGCAGUGAUGGUUUGCAGUGGUCAUUAUACUGUACCUCGAUUGGCAAAUCUUUCAGGCAUUGAGAAAUGGCCUGGAAAGCAAGUUCAUAGCCACAAUUAUCGUGUUCCUGAACCAUUUCAAGAUCAGAUUGUGGUAGUGAUCGGAAAUGGACCAAGUGGUUAUGAGAUUUCCUUAGAAAUUGCGACAGUGGCCAAAGAAGUUCAUAUUUCGUCAAGAUCCCCGAAUGUUAAAUGUUCAAAGCUGGACAACCACGAAAAUAUGUGGCAGCAUUCCGAGAUUAACAACAUCUAUGAAAAUGGUACAGUAUGUUUUCAAGACGGAGCAGCCAUUUGUGCAGAUAUCAUUAUGCAUUGUACUGGGUACAACUACGAUUUUCCAUUUCUCCAAACGAAUGGAAUUGUAACCGUGGAGGACAAUCGGGUCGGCCCGUUGUACAAGCAUGUCUUCCCCCCACAGCUUGCUCCUAGACUCUGCUUCGUGGGACUUCCUUCCAGGGCAAUAAGGAGGAAUCAAAAUGUGCUUGCCCACACAAUAGCAUCUUUAGCUAGACGACGCCGCCUCCCUCCCAGUUGGCUUAAUGCUGUCCCAGUAUGUAAAAGGACUGUAAUUAAGAGUGAGGAAAGAGAUUGGGUAGGCUGA
Messenger RNA from Ilex paraguariensis (yerba mate), 1107 nucleotides. NCBI's taxonomy places the organism in Eukaryota, Viridiplantae, Streptophyta, Magnoliopsida, Aquifoliales, Aquifoliaceae. The record is from the annotation of a GenBank genome assembly.